UGCAGCCUCCUCUGACGUCCUCGCAGCCGUCCUCCCUCCCUCCGUCCCCGCCCCUCUGGCGGCGGGAGAGCGGCUGGCUCGCCCUGAUCCCGGGAGCUGCCUGGAGGCGGGCCCGGCCCCGGGAAGGUGCGCGGCGGCGGGACCCAGCCCCUCGCUGGGAGCAGGCAUCAUGGUGCUGUCGGUGCCUGUGAUCGCGCUGGGCGCCACGCUGGGCACGGCCACCAGCAUCCUCGCGCUGUGCGGGGUCACCUGCCUGUGUCGGCACAUGCACCCCAAGAAGGGGCUGCUGCCGCGGGACCAGGACCCCGACCCGGAGAAGGCGAAGCCGGGCGUGCUCCGGUCGGCACAACAGUUCAACAUUAAAAAAUCCACGGAACCUGUUCAGCCCUGUGCCGUCCUCAAGUUCCCAGACAUCUAUGGACCCAGGCCAGCUGUGACGGCUCCAGAGGUCAUCAACUACGCCGACUACUCACUGAGGUCCACGGAGGAGCCAGCUGCACCUGCCAGCCCCCAACCUCUGAACGACAGCCGCCUCAAGAGGCAGGUCACAGAGGAGCUGUUCAUCCUCCCUCAGAAUGGUGUGGUGGAGGAUGUUUGUGUCAUGGAGACCUGGAACCCAGAGAAAGCUGCCAGUUGGAACCAGGCCCCUAAACUCCACUACUGCCUGGACUAUGAUCGGCAGAAGGCUGAAUUGUUUGUGACUCGCCUGGAAGCUGUGACCAGCAACCAUGAUGGAGGCUGUGACUGCUACGUCCAAGGGAGUGUGGCCAACAGGACUGGCUCUGUGGAGGCCCAGACGGCCCUAAAGAAGCGGCAGCUGCGCACCAGCUGGGAGGAGGGCCUGGUGCUCCCUCUGGCGGAGGAGGAGCUCCCCACAGCCACCUUGACGCUGACCUUGAGGACCUGCGACCGCUUCUCCCGCCACAGUGUGGCCGGGGAGCUUCGCCUGGGCCUGGACGGGACGUCUGUGCCUCUGGGGGCUGCCCAGUGGGGUGAGCUGAAGACUUCAGCGAAGGAGCCAUCUGCAGGAGCUGGAGAGGUCCUUCUAUCCAUCAGCUAUCUCCCGGCUGCCAACCGCCUCCUGGUGGUACUGAUUAAAGCCAAGAACCUCCACUCUAACCAGUCCAAGGAGCUGCUGGGGAAGGAUGUCUCUGUCAAGGUGACCUUGAAGCACCAGGCUCGGAAGCUGAAGAAGAAGCAGACGAAACGAGCCAAGCACAAGGUCAACCCUGUGUGGAACGAGAUGAUUAUGUUUGAGCUGCCUGACGACCUGCUGCAGGCCUCCAGUGUGGAGCUGGAAGUGCUGGGUCAGGACGAGGCAGGGCAGAGCUGUGCGCUCGGCCACUGCAGCCUGGGCUUGCACACCUCGGGCUCUGAGCGCAGCCACUGGGAAGAGAUGCUCAAAAACCCGCGCCGGCAGAUUGCCAUGUGGCACCAGCUGCAUCUGUAACCAGCUGCCUGGCUGCCUCCCUUCUUGGACAGCCCCAGCCUGUCCUCUGCAACCUCCUCUCUGUGCCCUUUCCUCAUUCUGACACCCAGGAGACAGUAACAGACGUGUUUGCAAGGCCAGGAUGCCUCUCUCAUCAUACUCCUCUUUCUAAGAAAUAAGCAAGAUAGGGCAGGACAGUGUGUGGAAAUGGAGUACGUGGGUCGCACUGAGGAAUGCAUUUUGCUCAUCUGUGUUACUGAAAGAGAUGCUUAUCAAAUACAGUUCCUAUGCCUGUUUUAUAGGUGGGGUUAGGCCAGAUGCAGAGGAAGCUAAAUGUGGGGAUCAUGGAUUCAAAGAAGAAUUUAGUUUUUUGAAAAACAGGCAUUUCAAAAAUGAUGAAGGAAGUGAAAGUAUCCUGGAUCAAUUCCUAGAGUUAGAGGUUGCCUGGAUGGAGCGAAACCUUAGCCAGCAUUCACUCAAGCUCACCACGCAGGGCAGCCACCCAGCAGUUCUCCAACUUUAGCGUGUGAAGAGUCACCAGCAGAUUCCUGGGCUCUCCUGGAGACAUUCCUAGUUGGUAUUCCUGGUCGAAGCCCAGGAGUCUUUGUUUUUAACAAGCUGAUGUAGAGGUUGAAGCACUGCACUUGGAGAAAUUCCUUCUGCAACAUUCCAGACAGGUUUUCGGCCACAGUCCUUGAUGGCAUCCCAAAACCAUGGUGCAGCCAGUUCUAAUGCUGGACACCUCAACCAUCAGUGUGAAAUCUGGGGCCUUCGCUUUUUAAAAUUUAAUUAUUUUAAUUCCUAAUACCUUAAUUUGUGCAUUUCAUUAGGGCCCUGCUCUUGGACUGAAUUUUGUGCUUUUUAUUGAAGAAUGUUAUUGUUUUUAUCUUAAAGUCAUCUUCUAUUAUCCUUGGGGAGACCAUUCCUAACAAAGUACAGGUGGGAUCUCCUGUGAGUCAUUGGCUGGGUUCUGAUUGCUAGAUGUCAUGCCCACCAGCAUCACCAAUGUGACUCUGAGACAGACCCGUCCCUUUUCAGCAUUCCAGUCACUUCAGGAGGAAUUUAGUUAUUGACUUAGUCUAUGAUAUCUGGCUACAUGUUAGGUAGAGAAGAAAGACAGUUUUAAAAAGGAAGUCAGGUCACUUUUGCAAAUGUGCCUCCCUCUGCCCAUUUUCACUUGAAUGGGUAAAUAACCAGCAGCUAGGGUUUGAAUUUUUACCUUGUUACUCUAAACAGAUGUCCACAUUGUUAAUUAAAUCUAAAUCAUUAG
Saimiri boliviensis boliviensis (Bolivian squirrel monkey) is the source of this 2699-nucleotide messenger RNA. RefSeq names its product synaptotagmin 13 (gene SYT13). Gene Ontology annotation, cellular component: plasma membrane; dense core granule; synaptic vesicle membrane. NCBI's taxonomy places the organism in Eukaryota, Metazoa, Chordata, Mammalia, Primates, Cebidae. Gene Ontology annotation, molecular function: calcium ion binding; clathrin binding; SNARE binding. The record is from RefSeq and is a predicted model, not a curated record. Gene Ontology annotation, biological process: synaptic vesicle endocytosis; calcium ion-regulated exocytosis of neurotransmitter.